This is a messenger RNA of Fraxinus pennsylvanica, 480 nucleotides long. The record is from the annotation of a GenBank genome assembly. Lineage: Eukaryota; Viridiplantae; Streptophyta; Magnoliopsida; Lamiales; Oleaceae.
AUGUCAACAAUAACAGCAAUGGCUAAAGAUCAAGUAGCCUGUACAAUGUGCUCUUCCUGCGACAACCCAUGCCAGCCCAUUUUGUCUCCGCCACCACCAUCUCUGCCACCGCCAUCUCCACCUCCACCGUCUCUGCCACCGCCAUCUCCUCCACCACCGCCAUCCGGGUCCAAUUGCCCUCCCCCACCUUCACAACCCAGUGACGGUGGUGUGUACUACUACUCACCUCCUCCACCCGCUCAACCAUCUGAUAAUUAUUCACCACCCUCCGGUGGCGGUGGCGGAGUGUACUAUCCACCUGCCAACCCCUACGGCUACCCCAUUCCGCCGCCUCCGAACCCCAUUGUUCCGUACUUCCCUUUCUACUACUACAGCCCUCCACUACCUCCAGCUAACCCUGAUUCCAACUCCAUGCAAUUGAAAAGCCACUCACUUGUUUCUUCCUUCAUUAUUUUCCUUGCUUCACUCUUCUUAAUCUGA